AUGGACUCCGCCAGAAACUUUCUCGAUUUCUUUUGGGCUCUUGGCAGCAGCCAGUCAGAGACCCGCGUCGAAGCCGCAGCCAAUCUGGUUGAGUUUCUCGUCGAACGGCAGGCGCGCGCAUCAGGUCGUGGUCCUUCUUCCGCGUCUCCUGUCGACGCGAGCGCGCUCGGCGGAUCACUCGAUUCUCUCCCGGCGGACGGAAGGCCCGAUCACCAGAAGGGAAAGAAGAAGAAGGGGGGCAAAGGGAGACACGACCACGGCCAGUCCAUUAAAAACCUCAUUUCUUUUCAAGGCACCGCUGCAUGCGACGAUCUACAGUAUGCUGCCAAUCGACUGCUCGCAGGCCUCACGUCGUCCAGGGCGUGUGUGCGCCAAGGCUAUUCUCUUGCCCUUCUUCUUCUUCUCCUCCACUUCAAGAAGGAAAUCCCCAAAGAGAAGGUUUUGACGGCGCUGGAGCAGCACACAUCGAUAGCGAAGGCCUUCCCGGCAGACGUCAAGACUCUCCUCCUCGGUCGCCUUUUCGGCUACGCGGUCUUGCAGAAAACCGGCUACUUCACCAGCAACGCGUGUCUCACGCAGUGCAGCACGGUCUUCUCUUCGCUCUGGGAGAUUGUGGAUAAGAAGGUCUAUCUGCAGGAAGCGGCUUUCCGUCUCAUGCGUCGAAUCGUUGUCGACUUAUCCACCUUCAACCGCUCCAUUGCUCUGCAGUUUGUCCACGCGCGCCUGGGGGCCCUCGCAGCCGUGCGCGUCAACGCAGCGCAUGCAGCUGCGCCAUCGGAUGGCGAAGAGCCGCCGAAGGACGAAGCAGACGGUGGAAAGCAGCUGGGCAAAACCGUCACGGGCCGCCUCCCCUGCAGUCUGGCUGCCUUUCUGCUCGACCUGAGGUGGGAAGCUUGCCGCUCGGGGUGGGCCAACAAGCAGGAGAACUUCCCGCACCUCGACGUCCUGUUCAACUUGGAUCUCCUCCAAGAGAAAGAACGUCCGCGCCUGAUGGCUUUCCUCGCCGACACUGCGGCGUUCCACCCGCGCCUCCACAGCCUCUGGGACGCGUGCCUGACGCUGCUGCUUCACUCGAGCAUCGACGCAGAUCCACAGGAGGCCUUCCUGAGGUGGUGCCGCAGCGUGGACAAGACGCUGUUUCCCGCGGCGUCCUUGUGGGCUUCCCCGGCGCUGAAAGACAAAGCCGCGCAGAAGACCGAGAACGGGCGAGGACAGGUGGAGCCGCAGACCUUGCAGAAGGCGUUCCUAGGUUUCCGCCUCGCCGUCGAAGUGCUGAUUCGCCUCAAGCACCGAGCGAUGGUUCCCGAGGCCCCUGACGCACUCACGUGCAAGAAUACCAGAACGGAUGGGAAGAGGCAGUUGACCUGCGAAGAAGCGCUCGCGAGCACGUCGCAAUUCUGGGCUUCCGCCGACGGCUUUCUCCGCUCACUCGUGCGGCACCUCGAGGGCUCCCGUGGGGACCCGCUGCGGCUCAUGGCCGACAGGGUGUUGGAUAUCCUGAUUGUUGUCUUCACGGGGAGAAGUGUUUCUUCGCUGCCGUCGCUUUUGUCUGUCUCUCUGGAACCCUCGGCGAGCUCCGCAUCUCCGCGCGGCGCAAAUGUCGUCUCCCCUUUCCCCCCGGUCGCUUCGGUGGGGAAACCGCAGGAGCACAAGCCAAUGAAGACCGUUCACCUCGAGUGCGGGUGUCUUCGGGAUCCAACCGAGGAAGGUUUGUUUGAGUCGCUUCUUUUCAAAGACGGCGAAGGCGAUGCAUGCAAAGGCUGGGUGCACCAGCAGCUGUCGGCCAUUCUCGAAGACCCCGAGAACUCGAAGGAGAAGCGGAAGCGCAAACCGAAGCAAGAGGAAAGAACUUGCCACGCUCCCAGUCCCGCACUCGGCGCGCAUCUGGAGGUCGUGCGUCACCCUUUGUCGCUUUCGCUUUCCUCGCGCUUCGAGAUUCUGAGAGCCUGGGGCGAAGCGGUUCGUUUCCACCCCCUGAAAAAGGGUGUCAUGAAGAAACUGGGUCUGCUGGUCUUUGGCGGCGGCCUGACGGCAGAGGAGCUUCGCCCGGAGAUCCUGUUGUCUCAGAUUUUCGAGAGCCUCGAAUCGGGGACACGCGGCCUCGUUCGAGACGGCGUCUCCAAGGCUUCGCCCCAGACGCUGGGCGCAAGUUGGCGGCGUUUGUUGUGGAUCGUGGAUUUCCUCCUGCUGCUCCCACAGCAGUUUUCGUCUUCAGGGUCUGACUUGUCUGCCGGUCUCCCGCUCUUUGUGUCGCUUGUCCUUUCACUGCUUCUGUCUUCGGCUUUCCAGCUCUCUUCGCGCUCCGCCCCUCUCCCCUCGGUCGUGUUCACCUCUCCGUCCCGGCUCCUCUCGGCUGCCAAGAGCGCCGCUUCGUCGCGUGCGGGUGCGCUGUCGGGCCUCAGCGGGGUGUCGGUGUCUCCGUUCUUCGCGUUUCUUUUCGCGCCUUCGCGUUCGCCGUGGCCACGGCUGCUUCCCAAACUCAUGUCGCUCCAGUCCUUUCUUCUCGCCCGCCACGUCGACACCUUCACCAAGUUCCACGGCCCCACGGGGCCUCUGGCCACUGCGCCUGACGCGGACCCAGCCUCGGCGACUUCGCCCGACGCGGCCUCGCGCUUCGUCACGGCCCUCCACGCUGCGCAUGCACUCUGCUUCGCGCUCGUGGAGGCGACAGAGACGGAAGGUCCGAGCAAGACCGUGAGCGUCGUGGCGACGGCAGACGGCGCCGCGGCGAGGAAGCGCCACGGGAAGAAGGCGGCGUCAGCCGAAGCCGAGGGCCUGACUGUGGAGUUGUCUCGCGGGUCGGCGCUGUCAGCAGGCUUGGCCAUGGCCAGCCUGCUGUCGGGCGGCCUCGCAGGUGUCGAGGCCAGCAGCGAAGACGAGGAGGGAGGCGGUCGCUCGAAGGCCGUGAAGCGGAAGCACGAAACGAAAGACGGGGAGGGGGCUGCAGCCGCGGGCGAGUCGGCAACGCUCCUCAGCCUCUGCUUUGAAGCCUCGACGCGAGCGAGGGAUCUCGACCUCGCAGUGCGUGCCGCACACAGCGUCGCUCGAGAGCCCGAGUCGGCCGAGGCGAUUGUUCUGAAGCGAGGUCUGGGCGCCGCGUGUCGCGCACUGGCAGCGAGCGUCGCGUCGGUGGCUUUCUAUCCGUACUUUGCAUUCGGAAGCAGAAGACGCGACGAGGAGACGGAGAGGAAGCGAAGGGAGGAGGGCGAAGCUGACGCGAGUCCAGCUCGGAAACGCCCGCGGCGCGCCGAGGACGACGACCCAGACAGCGACGAGGCAGACGUCUCCGCGUUUCUGUCCGGAUCCGACGAAGAACUGGAGGCGCCGAGUCGCCAGAGCCCUCUCGACGGCCCGCUGUUUGGCUCUCAGGCUGCGGAGUGGGCCAAGGCCAAGGAGACUCAGGACGAGGAUGAACGCGAAGAACUCGGCGACUUCGCGACGCUCCUCGGGGACCUUUCGUCGCAGGCUGCCGAGCUGACCGCGAUUUUCCGCUCCGCUGAAGUGGAGGAGAAAAACGGAGAAGAUCCGGAGACGAACGGCGGCGAGGGCGGAACCUUCGCGCAGCUGGCGGCAGCUCUCGCGCAGGCCGCCCAGAGUGCUACCCGGCUGAUCUUCCUGGAAGGGGACAGCGCGAGUGUGGGGUUCCUCCGGGCGACUGGACGCACGCUCUGGAAGGCCCUCUGCCCCUUCGCCCGAGAGACAGAGCUGCAGGCGUUGCUGGACAUUGUGCUGGAGCGCGAAGGCGAAGCCGCAGAGAAGAGCCAGGCAGAAGGGAAAGACGAGGAAAACGAAUCAGGCGGGGAAGACGAAGAGGAAGACGAAGAGGAAGAAGAAGAGGGAGAUGAAGAAGAGGGAGAUGAAGAAGAGGGAGAUGAAGGAGAGGGAGAGGAGGAAACUGGCGACGAGAAGAAAGGCCCUGCGACCGGAGGCGGGAAGAAGGCCGCGAAACGUGGGACUGCGUCCGGCAAAAAACGACGCGAGUCAGAAGCGAGCGAAGACGAGAGUGAGGACGAAGGCGAAAGUGGCGCGGACGAAGCUGAGGAAGACAAAGCAGGCAGCUCGCGGGACACCGCGGACAGCGACACGCAGGAUGACAACUUUUCGAUUGAACUUGACGCCGAUGCCACGUACCGAGCGUUGCUGGAUGAGGACGGCGACGCCCUGCCAGGUGCGUACGCGCCUCCCCACGCGGCCUUGCGUCGCCAGGCGCAGUCGGAGCGGAAGCAGCGCGAGCAUGCGCGUUUGAGUCACCUCCAGUUGCGCCUCCGCGCUCUGGACCUCCUGCAAGUCUUCCUGGAGAUGCAUCCGCGUUCCUCCCAGGCGUUGGCCGUGCUCUCUUCACUCUUCGGCGGCUUCGACCGCAUCGCUUUGCGGAGUUUCCUGCGUCGGCAAAAGAAGGGCGCGGGGAAAACGACGCCAACUAGCGGCCUUCACCAACUCAUCGCCGACAAGAUCCAGAAAGUGGUCUUGGACGCAUGCAGCGCCUCGGGCAGUCGCCACCGCAAGCGGCCGCUCGCGGCGCUCGCGGCGCGCGCCGCCGGCGACGCCGAGAAGCCCCUCGCCGCCGAACGGGCCCAGAGGCUGCUGGAGGGCGAGCGACGCGCCAUCUCGCUGGCUGCGACUCUUCUGCCGUGGCAAGCGUCGUGGGCGGCGCGGGGGAGUGAGGGGCCUCCGCGCGCGCCGCGCCCGCUGCAUGCAGUCCCUCCGCUCGUGCUCGCGGCGGGGUGGGACGCGCCGGGCAGAGGUUUCGAGGGCCUGGAGAACAGCGUCAGUUGCCGGGUGCAGGCGUGCGGGGACGGCGAAGACGCGCGCGAAGCGUCUGCCGACAAGAAGAGGACAGGACUCCAGAGCCCAGGCAAGGCGACGCGCGCCGAGAAGAGCCUCCACACGGCGUGGGAGGCCGCCGAGACGUGUCUGGGGCUGCGCGCGUUGGAAGUUCUGCAGACCUGCAUUGCGUGUCGCCAGCUCCCGCAGGCGCAGGCGGCUGCGAGCUGUCAGUACGUCGGCAUGAGCCUGCUGGUCCAUUUCUUCAAAGUCGAGCAGCAGAUUGCGGAGUUUUUCUCGCAGCUGCUCGGCCGCACUCGCGCUGCAGGCAGCGCGUCCGGGGUUGAAGGCGCCACGUGGGGAGGCAGCGUCGCCUCCCAGGUGCUCAACUUGGCGCUCACGGACUGGCUAACCAAGCACAGCAGUCGCCAGCAGCAGCUGGACGCUGCGUUCUUCCGGUUUUUCGCCGAACGACGCCCAGAACUGAUGCGGUUCAUCGAUUUUCUGGGUGCGGCACACCAGCGCGCGAAGGGGGCCUUCGUCCGCCGCGAGUGCGUCGCGAUCGGCGCGGCGGUCGCUCGGCACCCGAGCUUUCUCUCUGGGCGGGCGGACGAGCGCAGCUGCAAACACGAAGGCGCUCGAGACGCAGCGGACAGUGGAAACACCGCGGGAGCGGAGGCGAUGACGGAGACUCAGAAGGCCAGAAGCGCCCCGCUGGAUGUGCUGCCGCACGUGGCGCUGGACUGGGGCGCGUGGACACGCGGCGGCCGACGUGGAAGAGACAAGCGGCGACGCCGCGAGCAAGACGAAGCGGGCGAGCGUGGGGACGGCGCUUCGCUGCCGCCGCUUCCGGUCCGGGACGAGGUGAGCGAAGGGACCUUCGUGGAGCUGCUGGCGCAGCUCGCCAGCUUGGCUGAUGAGGCUGCUGGGGAAGGGAGUCGAGGAGCGUUUUCGUCCGCUAGCCAGAUGAAGGCGAGUCACAAAGAGAUGCUCUUGGCGCUCAAGACGGUCCUGCAGGCCGCGGUCGCGCAGGUGAAGCGACGGCGGCCGUCCGCGAGGCACGCCGAAGAAGACGAUGUGAGCAGCCCGCGAAACGACACCAGGCGGCGCGAGCGCAGCGACUUAGAGGCGGCCUGGACUCGACUCGGGGACAAAAUCGAGGCUGCGGCGGCCAAGCUGAAGGGACAGGCAGGGCGGCACCAAGGCGUGCACGACAGCGUGGUCCGGCUCGUCAGGACGCUGCAAGGCAAGGAGGAGGCGCUAUCGACGGAGACAGAGGCGAGAAAGCAGUUGAAACGCGAAGAGAAACGAAAACGCCGCGAGGAACGGAAAGCGAAAGGGUCGGCGAAAGACGAAAGCAACGAGAGAGAACCCCAGGCAGGCGCCGAGGCAGCCAGCAGCCCCGCGAAAAGUCCGAAACAGAAAGGGAAGAAGGAAACGCGCGUGAAGUCAGAGGCCUCUGGAGAUGAGACGAACGCGCAGGCGCAUACCUCCAAGAAACUCAAGUCCGUGUGA
Messenger RNA from Neospora caninum, 6279 nucleotides. RefSeq lists its product as hypothetical. Gene Ontology annotation, biological process: regulation of DNA-templated transcription. Bases 1 to 6279 code for a protein of 2092 amino acids. The transcript has 11 exons. Lineage: Eukaryota; Apicomplexa; Conoidasida; Eucoccidiorida; Sarcocystidae. Gene Ontology annotation, cellular component: nucleolus. The record is from RefSeq and is a predicted model, not a curated record. Gene Ontology annotation, molecular function: transcription factor binding; DNA binding.